Messenger RNA from Vitis vinifera (wine grape), 2020 nucleotides. RefSeq names its product vesicle-associated membrane protein 711. Gene Ontology annotation, biological process: vesicle-mediated transport. The transcript has 3 exons. The record is from RefSeq and is a predicted model, not a curated record. Gene Ontology annotation, cellular component: membrane. The coding region runs from base 319 to 1062 and encodes 247 amino acids. NCBI's taxonomy places the organism in Eukaryota, Viridiplantae, Streptophyta, Magnoliopsida, Vitales, Vitaceae.
UCCAAGGCCCAAGCCAACCGAUUCCCAGGAAACGAAAGUCCAAACGCGGGAUACAAAGGGAAAAAAAAGGAGGAAAGUUCCACUCCUUGGCUCCUUGACCCCACAGCCUUUUCCCAUCACCAAUUCCAUCAGAAAUCUAAUUCCGCCAAAACCGAUUCCAACAGAUCUCCAUUACCUUUUCAAAUUCCAAAAGUCUCUUAAUCUCAAUCAAAUGUGAAGAGAUUCUCAAUUUGAGGGCGAGUAUAGGGAGAGUCCAGAGCGAGGAAGAAGAAAUUACAGUGGAUCUAGUUCGAUCCGUCCUCAAUCGGAGAGAGACAGAUGACGAUUCUGUAUGCGUUGGUGGCGAGGGGAUCCCUGGUGUUGGCGGAGUUCAGCGGAACGUCGACGAAUGCGAGCGCGAUCGCGAGGCAAAUUCUCGAGAAAAUUCCGGGGGACAACGAUAGCAAUGUUUCCUACUCUCAAGAUCGCUAUAUUUUUCAUGUGAAGCGCACCGAUGGCCUCACCGUUCUCUGCAUGGCCGACGACACCGCCGGAAGGAGAAUUCCUUUUGCAUUUCUUGAAGACAUUCAUCAGAGAUUUGUGAGAACUUAUGGUCGUGCAGUUCAUUCAGCUCAGGCUUAUGCAAUGAAUGAUGAUUUUUCAAGGGUUCUGAGCCAGCAAAUGGAAUAUUACUCAAAUGAUCCAAAUGCAGAUAGGAUAAACCGGUUAAAAGGUGAAAUGGGUCAGGUACGCAAUGUCAUGAUAGAGAAUAUUGAUAAAGUUUUAGACAGAGGUGAUCGCUUGGAGUUGCUGGUUGAUAAAACUGCUAAUAUGCAAGGAAAUACAUUUCGAUUCAGAAAACAAGCCCGUCGUUUUAGAAGCACUGUGUGGUGGAGAAAUGUCAAACUCACGUAUGUGCUCUAUACUACUAUCUCGUCAUAUAUGUUAACACUUGCACUAGGACAAGAUUCUGAGUAUCAUUCUUUUUUGCGGCCACAUUUAGGAGCAAAAUUACUGGUUGCAAAAUGGGGUAGAAACCUUCUUUUAGAUGACUCAUUUAAAGUAACUCUCAUGAAAGUUUAGCCUAAAACUAAAUACCAGGAUGAUUUACCUGUUUCUUGCCUAUCAAGCGAAUUUAAUGAUCACUUGUAGAAGUAAUUAAUCAUCCCAUUACCAAUGAGCUGUGGUAUCACCAGAGGAUUUCAUGUGAUCCAAGAGUCUGAGAUAGUUGUUGGGUUUUCAAGCUCUCUGAGGUAUAGUACAAUUAUGUAUCAGUAUGAGUACUGGGGCAAUAAUUUUUCCCAUCAAAAGUAAAAGUUGUUGUACAAUGGUCUUCUUAUGAUUAGGAUUUGAACAUAUAGUCUAUUAGUCUAUGAGAAAGAUGGUAUAUCAUGGUAUGCUUUGAAAUUAUGUAAGAUUUUUCCUGGUUGUUGGUGAGAUCUAGAUUAUUUUUAGUUCUCUUUUAUAGCAAAUGCAGAUUUUGUAACUUAAAUAUGUUUAUAUAAGGUCCAAACUGACUGCCAAAUGAAUUUCAAAGCCUUAAUUUUAAACAGUUGCUAUGAAUGUAAUUUAGCAUAACCUUACUAUGAUAAGAUGGAAACUCCCAUAUUUUCUUGAUAGGAUGUUGAAUAUUGUGUUUUGUCGUGCACUGAUAAAAUGCUUUCUAUCUUGCAGGGUUGCACUGAUAAUAAUCCUCCUCGUUAUUGUAUAUGUCAUACUGGCUUUUGCUUGCCAUGGGCUUGCACUUCCUUCUUGCGUUAAGUGAGGGUGGUUGUGGAGUGAGCUUUGCUUGAGUUUCUUGUUUUCUUUUAUUUUAUUUAUUUCUCUCCUUUUAUUUUUCGGUUCUGUGGAUUCUUCUCUUUCAGUUUCCUCUGCUGCAAGUUCCCUUGUUUGUGUAAUUUAAAAGACUCAUCAUCCUCCUUGUCUUCGUGCAUGUCUUUGUCCCUCAUUCAUGGAAAACUUGAACAGGGUUUGUGGCUUGUAUGUUUCUUGAAGCCAUUGAGUUGAUAAUUAAUAUUUAUGGACUAAUUUUUACUACAAA